CAUCACCAUCGUCACGUUGAUAUGCGACUCAUAUACCUAUUGCCUCACAUCCAAUUCAGAAAACCUAUCUCUAUAAGAAUAUGUUUUGCCCUUCUUUUUCUCGCCGUGGCUUCGACGGGUUUUCCCUUAUGACUGAUCUGAUAGGUAGAUGUCACCCAACAUUGUCCCGACUUCGCUUUCGCCUAUCCCAUUCUUCCGAGGCACAGGUGACCGUAAAUCGGUCGAAAGCCAGAUCCAGCAUUGAGAGAUCUUCGGGAAUAACGUCGCCUAGAGUAAUUAUGUGGGCAAUUUGCCAUAGUAGUAAGCCCGGAAAUAACGUUUAGCAGAGGCGACCACUUACCUUUUAGCGACAACUAUCCACUUUCCAUAAACAGAAGAUGGGAAAGCCCCGGUCCGUGAAGAUUUCACCGUCUUUCUUUAAUAUCGCCCCUUAUGUUGUUCUUGUAAUCGUAAUAUACGUCGAUAGUGAAAAUGGAUGACAUCGAAAAGCCACCAGCAGCACCAAGGAGUCAUGAUAAUGACGAGCAACAAGAUCAUUCAACCCAGGAAGAGGAACUAACAUCUUCGGCGUUGGUUCAAGGUCGACGUCGGUCCCAACCAGAAGAUUCGGAUAGUGAAAGUAAUCCAGACUCCCAAGGCGAUGAGGAAAGAGGUGGUGAGGCUCAAGACCUUGAGACACUCUCACGAGUGUCUAGUGGGCCGCCCUACACUGCCUUCUCAAACUCUAUGAGAUGGUGGAUAGUUUUCAUGAACUGUAUCUCAGCCUUCCUUUCACCAAUUACGGCCAACAUUUAUUUCCCGGCAAUCCCAGCUUUGUCUCAAGAUCUAGGCGUUUCCGUCGCGAAAAUCAAUUUGACGCUCACAACAUACAUGAUCCUUCAGGGUUUAGCUCCAACGAUUUUUGGUGACUUUGCCGACAUCGCCGGAAGACGGCCGGCCUUCAUUAUUGCCUGUACUAUCUACCUUGCUGCCAACAUCGGACUAGCUCUCCAGCGAAACUAUGCGGCGCUGCUUGUCCUACGGAUGGUGCAGAGCGGUGGCAGCAGUGGCACCAUUGCCCUCGUUUAUGGCGUAGUUGCAGAUAUUGCGCCAAGCUCCGAACGGGGGAAAUUUAUGGGGAUUGUCGGGGCUGGCCUCACGAUCGGUCCGGCGCUUGGCCCGGUCAUCGGCGGACUACUCUCACAAUACUUGGGGUGGCCGGCUAUCUUCUGGUUCUUGUGCAUCCUCGCCGUCUGUUGGUUGAUCCCCUACAUUUUGGCGGUUCCGGAGACGGGGAGGAAAGUCGUGGGGAACGGAUCCAUUCCACCUCAAGGAUGGAAUAUGACCCUUCUCGAUUAUAUCCGGUUCAGACGCCAAGCUAUAAAUCGACCAUCUAGCCAUGUGCGGCAGAAACUCCGAUUGCCUAACCCGCUAAAUACCCUCAGCGUUAUUGGCAACAAGGAUAUGGCAUUGGUACUAGGCUAUAAUGCCUUACUAUAUGUGGGCUUUCAGAUCGUCACUGCCACUCUCGCCUCCCAAUUUGCAGAUAUAUAUCAUUACAAUGAGAUCCAGCUCGGUCUCUGCUACUUACCGAUAGGGGGCGCCACCAUGCUUUCCUCGAUUUCUACAGGAUACAUCCUAGACUGGAAUUUCCGGCGUAUAGCCAAGAAGCUAGGUGUUCGUGUCACGGGGAAACGUGGAAACGACCUCAAGGGCUUCCCUAUCGAAAAGGCCCGGCUUCAAGUAGCCUAUCCUCUCGUUGUGAUCGGACUCCUUGUGUCCAUUGGAUACGGCUGGGCAUUGCAGUACGAAACUCAUGUAGUCGUGCCUCUCGUAUUAUCUUUUUUCAUCGGAAUAGGCGUCACCGGUCCUUUUCAGAUCAUAAACGUCUUAAUCGUUGAUCUAUACCCACAAGCGCCUGCCACGGCGACGGCCGCGAACAACUUGACUCGAUGCCUAUCGGGUGCGGUGGCCACAGCGAUAAUACAAUAUAUAAUUGACGCCUGGGGACGAGGAUGGACUUACACCUUCAUCGCUCUCAUCUACGGUACCUUCUCUCCCGCACUUUGGAUCAUACAAAAAUAUGGGCCUAAGUGGAGAGAGGAACGUAUGGAGAAGAUGAAGCAAGCCAUAGAAAAAAAGGAAGCAGAAGCCAGAGAAAAGAAUAUGACGACAAAUGAGCAGGUUCUUGCAGAAAAUCAGCCUACAUGUCGCUGAGUCUUAUUAAUGAUGUCUCCUUAUAUUAACGAAUCACGACUUACGAUUUGUUUUGCUCGCGUAGACGUAUAUAGUCAUAUCCCAAGUGGGAUGUAGGUAAUGACUUCGAAAUGGAUAGGAUCGUUUGACAUCCUAGCCUUGGGAGAGCUUCUUCAGAUAUAAGGCAGAGAGGAACCCUCAUUGAAUCGGUUACCGGGAGAUAUAUACAUGAUCUUGGAAAAAUAAUGGAAGGUAAAAGGUACAUACUUGUCUAGAGAUAAUUCACGUCGUAUAUGAAUGGAAAUGAAUAUAAUUAUUUCUUGGAUUAUAUGGGUUAAAUACCAAGUAACCACUAAGCAGAAUAAACGAUCUGCAAAAAGAUAUUAUUCUAUCGGUAGAUAGACCAUCAUUCCCAGG
Molecule: messenger RNA, 2592 nt
Organism: Annulohypoxylon truncatum
Lineage: Eukaryota; Fungi; Ascomycota; Sordariomycetes; Xylariales; Hypoxylaceae
Product: MFS general substrate transporter
Exons: 1
Coding region: 472-2196 (574 amino acids)
Biological process (GO): transmembrane transport
Molecular function (GO): transmembrane transporter activity
Source: RefSeq, a predicted model, not a curated record